This is a messenger RNA of Alternaria ethzedia, 345 nucleotides long. RefSeq lists its product as uncharacterized. The record is from RefSeq and is a predicted model, not a curated record. NCBI's taxonomy places the organism in Eukaryota, Fungi, Ascomycota, Dothideomycetes, Pleosporales, Pleosporaceae. The transcript has a single exon. Bases 1 to 345 code for a protein of 114 amino acids.
AUGCCUUCAGGAUCAAACAGUUACCGCAACCCCGACAAUAAGAAGAUGUCCGAAGAAGAACAAAAUAUUAGCUCAAGCUACAGCUACAGCACAGCACUACACGCCUAUCGCCCUAAGGCGCCAGGCAAUGACGCCGAAGCUUCCAACGCAAAAGGAGCAGGAGGUGGAGAGAGCGGCCAGAGUGCAGCAUCAGAGGGCAAGAGCUCACUCAAGUUUAUGGCCACGCCGGUGCCGAAAGAUACAAGUGACGGAGCAGAGAAACGUAAGAUGGUCACAGUGACAUUGAAGCCUAAGGUCAAGGGAAAAGAUACCAAGGACGAGGGGGGUAGUCCACAGGAGAAUUGA